Messenger RNA from Asterias rubens (European starfish), 1354 nucleotides. RefSeq names its product OTU domain-containing protein 3-like. Lineage: Eukaryota; Metazoa; Echinodermata; Asteroidea; Forcipulatida; Asteriidae. Gene Ontology annotation, biological process: protein deubiquitination. The coding region runs from base 40 to 1233 and encodes 397 amino acids. The record is from RefSeq and is a predicted model, not a curated record. The transcript has 10 exons. Gene Ontology annotation, molecular function: cysteine-type deubiquitinase activity.
GCCGGCCAUCGUUCGGCGAAAAGUGCUGAGGGUUUUAUCAUGAGCAAACAUGGGAACAACCGGAAGCAGUCCAAGACAAUGACAGGAAGUCAAAGACAGGACCAUCAAGAACGCAAACGGGAUGAGCGAGCAACAAGAAAUGCUUACAGGAAGCAGCAAAAGGAUGAAUCUUAUCUUGCAGACGAUGAGAACUUUGCCAGUUUCGCUACACAACUACAGAUUGUAGGGUUGGAGCUUCGAGAUAUACCAGGAGAUGGGAACUGUCUGUUUCGCUCCUUGGGAGAUCAGCUGGAUGGCCAUGGACGCAACCAUUUGAAGCACAGGGGGGAAACGGUCCGGUAUAUUCUCGAUCACAGAGGGGACUUUGAACCAUUUGUUGAGGAUGAUGUGCCUUUUGACAAACACAUUGAGAAUCUAGCCAAGUCUGGUACCUACGCCGGCAAUGACAGCAUUGUUGCAUUUGCACGUCGGCAUGGCCUGAAUGUUGUUAUCCACCAGCUGAAUGCACCAGACUGGAGAAUAUCAGGAAACGAUCGCCCAGGUACCAGGGAGCUACACUUAGCUUACCAUAAUGGCGAUCAUUACUCCAGUAUACGCAAAUACGGUGACAAAUUACAAGAGCCAACCAAGUUUAAGUCCUCAGACCCAAGCAAACUUGCAGCUGCUGGAAAAAAGGCCAAAUCAAAAGGCAGCGAUGGUUUCUCAACUAAUGGCGCAUCAUCAUAUGAUGUCACGGGUGCAGGGGGUGUGGCUUCUGAAAACAUGAAUAUUGAUGAGAUGGUAAUACAGAUUAUGGACGCUACAGGAUGUCAGGAUGCGGGUCUGGUCAGCGAUACCUUAGAAGAUUAUUAUUAUGACGUUGAAUCUACGAUUGAGUUUAUCAUGCAGAUGGAUCAGGCAGAGUCUCCAUCUUAUGAUUGUGCGGGUGCUUCAGAGAAUGGCAUUUGGUCGUCUGGAGGGACCGGGGCUCGUAUCUUUGGUGCAGUCCUUGAUGAAGGAAACACCAAGAAGACGCAACCCAACAGGACUCCAGGAAGAGGCAGAGGAAGAGGUCAAAGGUCAGUGAACAGCCGCGUCGUGAAACAUCAAAAGAAAGCUGAGAAGAAGGAACGGCAAACGGAGAGACACAAACAGAAACUUUCAGGGAUCGACACGGAGAGUCCGGAACCAGACGACGAUGCGCUGAGUACCGUCUCUGUGCCGAUUGGUCAAAUGGGAGCAUUGUCUAUAUAAAUACAGUACAGUGAACUGUACAAAAUCAAAGUUAAAUUCUUAAAAGUUAUUAUUAAAUUAAUAUGCAACCCAUAUACCUUGUUCAGCAGAGUACAAGAAAAAAUAAUAUUGGGGAAAAAAG